AUGUUGCUGAUGUGGUUGGACUGGCUGUUGAAUGGGUUGCUCCAUUUCAGGCUGAGACGGCUCCAUGGCAGGCCGAGGCUGAUCUGGUUGAGGAUUUUCCUGUUCAGCAAAGUCUUGAGGUUCGAGUUUGUUGAGGAUGGGAUUGUGAAUGGGAAGGUUGAAGUGGUAGAGGUUGUGUUUCAAUGGCUUCGGGUUCGUAGUUGGGAUCAGAAGUAUGUUCAGAAGAUGGUAAAGAAGGUGGAGAGUUUGAGAGAAUUAGUUUUCUGGGUGGCUGAUUUGAGGCCAUGCUUCGAAGAUAUCUUCGAAGAUGUUUUCGGAGUUGUCUACGAAAAGUGCGUCAAAAAGCUCUUCAAGACUGAUGCCUUCUUCAAAACAAGUGUAUCGAAUGUAUAUGAUGUGGGUGACGUUGCUACAUUCCCCUUGAAGUUGUUCAACGAGAUCCGAAGAGUUGAACAUGUCGAUCAUGCACGGAAAUCAGCUGAACAGGCCGUUAAGCGAACAAAAAACAUCCAUCGACGAGUAUACUACCUCCCGUACUUCUAUUCCCGAGCGUUUGACCUGUCAUGGCAGUUCUAUGGUGACAAUGUAGGGGACACCGUUCUAUUUGGAGAUAACGACCCGGCAUCUUCUAGCCACAAGUUCGGGACUUAUUGGAUCAAAGACGGUAAGGUUGUCGGUGCUUUUCUCGAGAGUGGCACUCCCGAAGAAAACAAGGCUAUAGCGAAAGUUGCACGGGCCCAACCCCACAGUCGACAGUUUGUAUCAGCUAGCUAA
This is a messenger RNA of Striga hermonthica, 774 nucleotides long. Lineage: Eukaryota; Viridiplantae; Streptophyta; Magnoliopsida; Lamiales; Orobanchaceae. The record is from the annotation of a GenBank genome assembly.